This is a messenger RNA of Debaryomyces tyrocola, 1590 nucleotides long. The record is from the annotation of a GenBank genome assembly. Lineage: Eukaryota; Fungi; Ascomycota; Pichiomycetes; Serinales; Debaryomycetaceae.
AUGAGUGAGCAGUCAGUAUCUGAUAAGACUCCACCGGCAGAAAAGGUGGCCACUGAAGCUUCUGCUGCUGUACCAGCUGGAGAAAAAGAACUUUCAAAUAAAGAGUUGAAAGAAUUAAAGAAGAAAGAGAAGGCAGCCAAAAGAGCUGCUCAAAAAGAAGCAAGUGGUAUAACUCCAGAGCAACAGGACCAAUUGGCGCAACAAAAAAUGGAAAGGAAGAAGCAGCAACAAACUGCUACGAAUACAAAUUUAAAGAAACAAUUGAACCAGACCCUAAUUAAAGAUGCCAGUGCAAAAAAGAAAAUUCCAGCUUUAUUCAGUCACUUGGAAACUAGAGAACAAAGAAAUGCAUCUUCACCAUCGAUUUCUCAUAUUGUACAUCCAGCUAUCUUAUCAUUGACAUUGAAGUACUCCAACUACAAAAUUGUCGGAUCUAUUUCAAGAUUAAGAAAUAUGUUAGAAACUUUCAAGAUAGUUAUCAGCGAUUAUCAAACUCCUACAAACACAACUUUAACUAGACAUUUGACAGGUCAUUUAUCUCACCAAAUUGAAUAUUUGAAGACAGCACGUCCUUUGUCUGUAUCUAUGGGUAAUGCAAUUAGAUUGUUGAAGCAAGAAAUUUCGCAUAUCUCGAUUGAUACUACUGAGCAACAGGCAAAAGAAAUAUUAAACCAAAGAAUCGACGACCUUAUCAAAGAAAAAAUUGACCUAUCUGAUAUGCUUAUAAUUGAAAAUGCAUCAAAGCAUGUCACUAAUGGAUCCACAAUUUUAACCUUUGGGCAUUCUCAUGUAUUGGAAAACUUGUUUAAAUAUUGUGUUAAUCAACAAAAUAAGAAAUUCAACUUAAUAAUUGUUGAUUCUAGACCAUUAUUCGAAGGAAAGAAUUUGUUAACUAAUCUAGUAAAUACGAGCUAUUCCCCUAGUAUAGAAGAAGACGACAAUUCUGAUGCAGAAUCUGCAAGGAAGAUAUUUAAGCUGAAGCCUAUUACCCAAGAUCAUCUUAAAGUGCAGUAUGUUUUGAUAAACUCAUUAUCAUCUACUAUACUAGAAGACGUUGAUUGUGUGUUUUUAGGUGCCCACGCAAUGUUGUCUAAUGGCCGUCUUUUUUCUCGAGUUGGUACUGGUUUAAUUGCCAUGAUGUGCCACACAAGAAACAUUCCUGUAUUGGCCUUUUGUGAGUCAAUUAAGUUUUCGGAUAAAGUUCAAUUAGACUCGGUUACUACUAACGAAUUGGCUGAUAGUGGAGACUUGAUACAAGAUAUCGGUUCAAAGAGACCGCCACAGAAGAAGUCUUUUGCUUUGGAGCAAUUUAUAAAGCAAUGCGACGAAGAAAAGGCUAAAGUAACCAACAAUUUAAACAAUAAAAAUAAACAACAAAAACAAAAGAAUAAUAAUAUUGAUGAAGAGAUAUCCGGAAAGGAUGCAAAUGAAUCUAUUUUGAAGAACUGGCAAGAUAUUGAUAAUUUGAAUAUUUUGAAUAUUAUGUACGAUUUAACUCCUCCAGAAUACAUAAAAAAGGUUGUUACAGAGUUAGGUGCUUUACCACCUUCAUCAGUUCCAGUCAUUUUAAGGGAAUACAAAAGUGCUUAA